This is a messenger RNA of Cooperia oncophora, 510 nucleotides long. Lineage: Eukaryota; Metazoa; Nematoda; Chromadorea; Rhabditida; Trichostrongylidae. The record is from the annotation of a GenBank genome assembly.
AUGAAGAACAAUAACGUGCGAAGCAGCACUAAAAGUUUUGUGGUCAGCCAAAGAGCAAUAACACUCAAAACUUUGCACAAAGUUGAGCUGUUACGAUAUCGUGCAUGUGGUGAACAAUACAUUUUGAACGACGAUCGUCUUGUCUUCCAUCUACUUGCCUUCAUAGACGUGUGCGAAGACGGGUCGAAUGCUGAUCAGCCGCUAUUCAGCACUUGUAACGACAGUAUAGUAAUAGAUCGAAACUACAAGUUCUGCGGCAACAGCCCACGUUCCCUUUACAAUGAGGAGCAUUUAAUAAAUAUUGCGAAACCGUACUUCUCAACGCACGUGGCAGUUCACGAAAUUGUGGAUUUCGCAGACAAGCUGAAAGCUAACAAGUCUUUGCCAGCUUUUUGGGAGGUAUUCCUCGCCUUUAUCCGGGAGUUUCUUGCAGAUUAUCGUCGCGCGCUGUCGAAGCUACGCGAGUCCAAAAAGCUCUGUAAGUGGUUCACUAGUGAUGUGGUAUUGUGA